Molecule: messenger RNA, 1410 nt
Organism: Erigeron canadensis
Lineage: Eukaryota; Viridiplantae; Streptophyta; Magnoliopsida; Asterales; Asteraceae
Product: peptidyl-prolyl cis-trans isomerase FKBP42
Exons: 8
Coding region: 75-1208 (377 amino acids)
Molecular function (GO): protein binding; peptidyl-prolyl cis-trans isomerase activity
Source: RefSeq, a predicted model, not a curated record
AUAUACACAGUCACUCUAAAAUCAUCUUCUUCUUCUAUCGAUCACUUCAAAGUAGAGCAAGAUUUUGUGAAGACAUGGAGGAAGUGAAGCAGCCGCCCAUUGAAUCAGGUCAAGAUGGUGAAAAUGGAGGCAUGUCUAAUGGUCGAGAUGGUGAAGAGGAAAUUGUGACAGAAGCAUCUUCAUUUGUGCACGGCGGACCUCCUCAAGAUGAUAAAGGGCCUCCAAAAGUCGAUACUGAAGUGGAAGUCCUUCAUGAAAAGGUUACCAAGCAGGUCAUUAAGGAAGGUCAUGGUGACAAGCCAUCAAAAUAUUCAACUUGUUUUUUGCACUACAAAGCAUGGACUGAAAGUACCCAACACAAGUUUGAAGACACUUGGCAGGAACUACAACUAAUUGAAGUGGUCUUAGGGAAAGAGAAAAAAGAGAUGGCAGGAUUGGCAAUUGGGCUCUCCUCCAUGAAAUCAGGCGAGCGUGCUCUCUUACAUGUUGGUUGGGAAUUAGGCUAUGGUGAAGAAGGAAGUUUCUCUUUUCCAAAUGUGCCGCCUAAAGCAGAUAUCAUUUAUGAAGUUGAACUAGUUGGUUUUGAUGAAACGAAAGAAGGGAAAGCUCGUAGUGACAUGACAGUAGAAGAGAGAAUCAGCGCAGCGGAUAGGAGAAGGAUGGAUGGAAAUAAUUUGUUUAAAGAAGAAAAACUAGAAGAGGCAAUGCAACAAUAUGAAAUGGCCAUUGCGUACAUGGGUGAUGAUUUCAUGUUUCAGUUGUUUGGCAAGUAUCAAGACAUGGCUUUGGCAGUCAAAAACCCAUGUCACCUUAACAUGGCAGCAUGUUUGAUAAAACUCAAGCGCUAUGAUGAAGCUAUAGCUCAAUGCACCAUUGUGCUAGCAGAGGAUCAAAACAACGUGAAAGCACUAUUCAGAAGAGGGAAAGCUAAGUCUGAACUUGGGCAGACGGACGCUGCCCGGGAAGACUUCUUGAAAGCUCGUAAGUUUGCCCCAGAAGACAAAGCAAUAUCAAAAGAACUGCGUGUGCUUGCUGAACACGACAAGGUCGUUUAUCAGAAACAGAAAGAGCUUUACAAAGGAUUGUUUGGACCAAGACCCGAACCUAAAAGCACCAAGAGUGCUACUAGCUGGUUUGUUUUAGUUUGGCAAUGGCUGUUCUCACUAUUCCAGCGUAUUUUCACACGUGAAAGGGUUAAAACUGAAUGAUCUUAAGGAUUGAUAUUUAGGUUGAUAGAUGCAAACAAUUUGAGAGGAAUAACUCUGUGUAUUAAUCGAGUGCAAAAGUUUAGAACUUGUAGAUCAAUCCUGGUUCUUCAGGAUAUUGUUGUAACGUAAUACAUUCCUUGUCUUUAUUUAUAUAAACUUCUGAUUAUAGACAUUUUUAUAAUAUUAGCUUUGUUUUACUGAA